GAUUCAGUACAGGGGAUUCCCCAGCUUGGCCGGCGCGGUGAAUGCAGGAUACGUUGCGAAGAUCGACAGUUUUGUACAAGGAAUUCAGCGUGACAGACGUGCUCAUUUCUGGUAGCAAACUGCGUCGUUUGUAAGGAAAUCUGAGUGAUUUUGUGCUUUUUAUAUUAUAUUGCUGACAACUGCCUGGUCUUCAAAGUUAAACGAACAGAACGUACGGCUGCUUACCAUUAACUCACAGCGGCCAUUUUGCUUGUUUCGUUUCUCUGGCGUCCAGCUUACAAAUUGUCCUGAAAAUGUCUCUACCGUGUGAUGUUGAGACAGAUUGUGCUAUGGAAAGUCCGGCUGAAGCCUCUAGUAAAAUGAAGAAUCUACCAUUCGACCCUAAAUACCGACACCUGUCUGGAGUGGGGACAAGCGACAGGUUUGACUCACACGACUCGGGCAUUGACUCGUACCGCUCUGUGGAUUCUUCGUUUUGUUUCAGUACUGACUCCGGGCGUACAGAAAGCCCUCUUACAUCGAUAAAUGAACACGAAUCCCCACUCUCACAACGACUGGGCAAUCUUCACAUUUCGUCAUCAUUAGAGAGGUGCAAGGAUCAGGAAUCACGGACAGAUACUAAGCUAAACACAGCAGUAGAUGACGAAGCUUUUGUCGAUAGCCCAGCAACCGGGGAAGGGAUCAGUCACCUCAGUGGUGUAGAAGCCUCAACGGUAGUUCCAACGGAUGAAACAGACCGUUCCGGCCACGGUCGGUAUCUCACAGAUGAUGCCUAUGAUCAGGACCAGGAAGGAGAUACGCCACUUCAUCUUGCAAUCAUCCAUCAGAAGGAAGACAUAGCUGUGAAUUUCAUCAGAUUAACAUUGGACCCUGACUUGUUGAACAUCAGAAAUGAUUUGGCACAGACUCCUCUGCAUCUGAGUGUGUUGACUAGACAGCCGGUAAUCUGCCGGGCGCUCAUUCUUGCGGGAGCACAGGUAGAUUCCAUUGAUCGCAAUGGUGACACUCCUCUCCAUAUCGCUUGCAAGCUGUCCGAUGAUGGAUGCAUCCGAGCGCUCACCGAAAGAAUCUCACCACUGGAGUUGCAGAAAGGGAUGGUCCAGCACACUGCAGCCAGGGUACAGCAACUACCACAGGAUUUGGAACUGAGAAACUUUGAAGGGUUUACAUGCAUCCAUAUCUUGGGGUUCCUUGGUGAUUUGGAACACCUGGACUACCUAGUCCAACUAGGUGCCAACAUCAAUGCCCCAGAUGGCAAAAGUGGCAGGACGGCUCUUCAUUAUGCUGUUGAGAUGGGCAGCCUCAUGCUCACCCAUCACCUCGUCAAUGUGUUGGAUGCUGAUGUGGAUGCCAUGACAUAUGACCUCUGCACACCUUUACACCUAGCUGUGGGCCGUCAGUUGAAAGCCAUAGUAAUGCUGCUCGUUGAGAGUAAGGCUGAUACAGAUGUUACCAACUUUGAAGGCGACAGGCCGUGUGAUCUCUCUGAUGACAGUCAGAUCAUGAUGUACGUGAAGAAGCACCCUCAUGAUGACAAUGAGAUGAUCUAUUCUGACAUCAGAAUACAGGGACAGUAAAGAGUGAAUUCCUCCAUGGUUUUUCAGUCUUGACUAAACUGUGUAUUAAUUUAUAAAAUGCUUUCUUUUCAGAGGGUUGCUGUGCAUGGAGGAAGCAUUUGAGGAUUCUUCCUGUGUAUUUACCUGUAACUGAAUGUACAUUAAUUAAGUUUGUAUUAAAACUUCAUUACAGUUUUCUGUACAGUUAGGUGUUAAUUGCAUUGAAUAGACUGGCAUUUGAUUUUUCCUUAAACAGAACCUUUGUCUUUUCAUUGAAUCAUGAGGAAUCAGUACAUUGAAGGACAUGCUAGUUACAGUAGCAUCAUAGGCUAAAGUUGCUUCAAAUAGCGAUACAACAGUAGAAGAUUCCUUGUAAUUUAUGCCAGGUUCAACUGCUUGAUGUGGGCACACUUAUUCCGUAGUAGUUAGCACAACUACUUUGCCAUCCACUAACAGUAAUGCUGUACAAACACUUUUCAAGACUCACCAACUCAGGCUUUUUGUCCUCACAGAUAACUUGAGGUAACAUUGCCCCUUUUUCCAAAGAAGGCUUUAUGUCAUAACAUAAAAAAAGCCAGAUUUUGGUCCAUGAUGUUAACUGCAAGGCUUGCUACCACAAACCUUGUUCUUAAUGUGCCACCUUCACCAUGAAAGUUUCCAAACUCAUUAUACAUGAUGCUCUAAUUGAUUACAUAAGACAAAAAAACAAACUCUGUUGAAAUCAGCAGUGCACCACCUGUAACCUAAAGUACACUUUCACAUAUUGGGAAUUGAAUCAGUAAAAAAGUAACAAACACAAAGUUUGAAAAAGGCCGGUGCUGUAAUAAUACAGCACAUCUAUUUCUAUAUAGACCGCUCUAAGCCAUGCAAAGAUGCAGUUUUGGUGUACAUACCGGUAUAAAGAUACGUAAUGGUGGUAUGUAAUGAUAUAAAUGAAUUGUAUUCGUAAUAAAUAGAUUUUGGGUUUUGCUUAUAUAUGGCUCACUCUUAGUUUUCCUUUUCAGUCAUUGACAAGUUAAGCAUUGUUUUAUAUAUAUAUAUUAAUUGAAUUUGUUUCAAACUGUAUAAUUCUUAAUUCAUAGAAACUUUUUGGAAAUUACAUUGUACAUGUCGAUGUGGAUUACUAGGAGACAGUGAGCUAGGAGUAGGUUUAUGGUGUUAAUCGUACAGCCUCAUUCAUGUACGUUUGAUUGGAGUUUUACAAGUUUCUUGUACUGGAGGGAAGUCUGUCCAGAGUAAUUUGAGAACCAAAUUUAAGAAUUCUUUAUGAAAAAGAUACAAGUGCGUAUAUUAGUGAUUUAGAUGUAUACUAACCUGCAGUGUUAAGACAUCAGACAGUAAAAGCAAAACUACUGCAUGACAGUCGAUCGCAUACCUUGUAUUUGACACAAAAAAAACAGUUUUCGUCUUGCUGUAAUAUGGAAAGCCUGCCGCAUUUUGUUUAAUUUUCACAUAAAUAUGACAAGGAAAACAAGAAGCGAAACUGAAGGACCAAGUGGGUGUAAUAUUGAGAGCUGUCUGAGUCACAGGGAUUUCCCUUGUAAUUUUAAGCCCCAGUCUUCUGGUUGCAUUUCCUCCUAAACCAGGUAGUUCCGAAAUAAUUGUCCUAGUUUUUGUUCCCUGCAAAGACAAAUUUAUAUAGGUAAUUUCGAAGGUUCUAUGAAGUUAACUUGGCCAUAAAGGUUCCAGUCAUAUCUAAAAUUAUUUCAAAUGAAGUUGGCGUAAAUUCAUGUUGUAUUUCUGUUAAUCCACGAGUGUACAAAUUAAAGUUGUAGGCCAAUUGCAUUAACACAAAUCAUUAAUAUCAGGAGAAGACUUAUCGAUAAGAAUUAAGUAAUUUAACGUUGUAAUUUUUGUUCACAAGAGCUCAUUGUUUUACCCAUAUAUUAUAAUUUCUGUAUCGUUAAUCCGGUAUAAAUGGAGUUUUACUGCUUAUUUUGUUCAGAAAAGUCGUAUAUUACAUUUAUUAAAGCACCAACAUGCCCCUUGCACGUCCAAGUACAACAGCUGAGUUUUUCCUGGAGAAGAGCGCGAUUCGAACUUCAAUACACGUGACAGAUAUAUUUAUUGGUGCUAGUGCCACGUGUAUUGGGUAUUGAUGAAAUUGGCGUCGAGGACCUUUUUGUCGUUUAAUAGCCGAGUGCCCACUGACAAAUCUCCAAACGGAGCAAUUCGAAUUCCAAAUGGAUAGACACUGUACUGGGAGUCCUGGAAAGUGCUGAGAUUUAUGCUUAGUUUGCGAUGUAAAAAUGUUCAUAACUGACGUUCUUUAGUAUAAUAAAGUCAAUGGUGAGACAGUGUACGACUA
Acanthaster planci (crown-of-thorns starfish) is the source of this 3864-nucleotide messenger RNA. RefSeq names its product NF-kappa-B inhibitor epsilon-like. Gene Ontology annotation, biological process: cellular response to tumor necrosis factor. Gene Ontology annotation, molecular function: NF-kappaB binding. Gene Ontology annotation, cellular component: cytosol. Lineage: Eukaryota; Metazoa; Echinodermata; Asteroidea; Valvatida; Acanthasteridae. The record is from RefSeq and is a predicted model, not a curated record.